Molecule: messenger RNA, 1062 nt
Organism: Nematocida ausubeli
Lineage: Eukaryota; Fungi; Microsporidia
Exons: 1
Coding region: 1-1062 (353 amino acids)
Source: RefSeq, a predicted model, not a curated record
AUGGACGAUUCAAAGACAUUCUCUACGAGCGGUGAGAUGGAUAACUCUGUGCCGCUGCGUAUUACUAUCUCUAUUCUAAGCGCUACUUUUUCCACUGCGUAUCCCACGCUUCUCUCUUGCAUUAUGUCUGAUCCUGAGGAGGUCUUUAUUUCUUUGCUUGCUGGAUGCUUUGCGUUUAUUGCGAUUCCUGGAGUAAAUUCAAAGAAAAAGCUAAUAAUAUCCUGCGCGCUGUCCUUCCCUCUUUUUUUUAUUCCAGAGGGAUAUGUGCGGGCCUUUUUAAUUGGAAUUGUUCUAUCGUAUGGUCAGACCGCGGCAGAGAUGCACACUGCACACCUGUCAUUGUGUGCGUUUCGAGAGAGCGCUCUUUCGCAGCUGGGAAUUCUUCUUACAAUGCAGACAUGCCUUUUCUUCUUUUUCCUUUCGUUUAUACCAAACUUUGAAUGGCUGUGCUCCACAUUUGUUUUUGUGCUUUCUCUUACUAUAGUUGAAAUUGCUGCUGUUGUAUUUUUCGUGCCAGACCCACCAACUGAAAUGAUCACAAGCAACAACCUUAAUGUGCUGUACAAUGAGGUGUACUACACUCUGACAAAUCUUUUUGGCAACACACCCUUCCACAACUUUCACAGGGAGUACACCGAGAUUGUGGAUCGAUACAACAAAAAGGUUGUUCCUCUUUAUCUGAGGAUCAAUGCUGUUGUGGAGAAGGUAAAUGUAUCGUUCAUUUCUGCUGGUGUAGGUGGGCUGCUGUCCACAACAAACAACAAUAUAUAUCUGGUUAUUUUCAGCUGUCUGAGCAUGUUCAAAUGGGUGUUCAGCAACCAGCACAACAAGGAGUAUAUUAUUCUGAGCAUAGCAAGCAUUGCGCUGGUGCUUCUGGCCAUGCUAGCAUACAAUGUAAAACCAAUAUUUAUUAUUCUUAUAGGAAUGAGCCUUUAUCUUGUUCCGUCAAGCGACGGAUAUCUGAAGCUUGACAAGUACCUCAUUGGAAUAUCCAAUAGCAUCCGGAACCUACUUGGGGUUGUUAUUUUUGUCAUCCUAUGGAGGGAGCAGAUAAUAGACUAA